ACAAACCAACAACAGUGAGAUGUUCGGAGAUUUUGUGAAAAACAAACCUGUUAAAAUAAGAGGCUUUAGUGGAAACAAAAAGUAUGGAGUUGCAGCAAAAGAUCUAAAGGAGUUGGUUAAAAAGGGCUGUAAGUUGUUACAGCUGCCUGUCUCUGGUGCUCGUGUUUGUUUGUAUCAAGAUGGUACAGUAGUGACUGAGGACUUCUUCCCCACCCUGCCAGAUAACAGUGAACUGGUUCUACAGUCCAAAGAUCAGACCUGGCCUGGAGUUGUUUGUGACAUUGGUCAGCUGCUGAACACGGACCGGCAUGCUGACGCCCUCAUUGAAGCAGCAAAGGGACUUCUAUCGGAUGAACAAUCUCCUAAGAGGCGUAAAAUUCUGACAGACCUGCUACAGAACCUGGAGGACAGGUCUGAACUGGAGAGCAGAGAGGAUGAUGAAGACUGGUUUACUGGUAUUGAUGCUCGAUUCAAGUCAAAGUCUGCCUACAUGAAGUUUAACUGUGAAAGCAGGAUUCGAGGCUACAUGAAGGAGGUGGACGACGCAACCAAAACUAUACAGAAAGCAAAAGUCAAAGCAGAGUUUUUGAAAGCGUCAAAGUGCCUGUUGGAGAUGCUGAAAAACGCCAAGUACAACGGCAGCUACUUUGACAGGACUGGAAAGGAGCCAGAUCGUCUCUGCACCCGGGAAGGGUGGUUUACCUGCCAGGGAUCAUUUGACAAGAAAAUGUGCCAGUCGCUCCACUCCAUCAACCCUUACAGCAGCCGGGAGACCAGGAUCAUCUUCAGCACUUGGAAUCUGGAUCACAGGAUUGAAAAGAAGAGAACCGUUAUACCCGCUCUGCUGGAGGCCCUGCAGAAUCGCCAGAGCACCGAUGUCAACCUCAACUACUUCUACCAGAUGUUGUUCACCAGGGCAAACCUGAAACUAGUUCACAUCGUCUGCCACAAGAAGGGAGCUCACAAUCUGACGUGCGACACCGAGAAGAUCUUUACGACCGCACGUGACGCAGACGAAGCAAAAGAAAAAGCCAGAGGAAAGAAAAGGCGCUUGAUUUAAAUAUUUUUCACCUCAUUUUAUUUUUUUAAUUUUUUUGUAUGAGCUGUCAACUUGCCAUGUGCUUCAUGCUUUUUUUUAAACAAGCAAAAUCAGUGCACUUACACAACCUUUGUAAUCAUGAAAAACAUUUAUUUUUUUAUAUAUAUAUAUAUAUAUUUUGGCAGAAAUGUCAAAUAUAAAGAUGGAUUAUAAAGACUGCUUGACAAAUGAGACAUUCAGUCAGUCAAAGAUGCAUACUGUUAAAUAGUUCACAUAAAUAAAAAGCCAGUACAAUAUAUACACGAUUUAAUGAAUUGUCGGAACAACCAGCUACAUUUAAAGUACAACAGGUUGGAAUAAAUCUAGUGCAAUCACUGUUAGCCUGGUAUGGUUUUCUAAUCAAGUCUGUUCAUCGCUAAUUACUUUCAAACCAAGUUUUUAUCUCAGAAAAAAAAAAGUGUACUCCUGAUAGUAAUUUACAAACUGAUGCUGUUAUAAAAGAUUAGCUGCACUGGUGUGUGUCUGUGUGUAUAAAAAGGUGUGUGUCUGUGUGUAUAAACAGAUGUGUUCAAAA
Molecule: messenger RNA, 1613 nt
Organism: Austrofundulus limnaeus
Lineage: Eukaryota; Metazoa; Chordata; Actinopteri; Cyprinodontiformes; Rivulidae
Gene: dffb
Product: DNA fragmentation factor, beta polypeptide (caspase-activated DNase)
Exons: 7
Coding region: 20-1060 (346 amino acids)
Biological process (GO): apoptotic DNA fragmentation; apoptotic process
Cellular component (GO): nucleus; cytoplasm
Molecular function (GO): DNA endonuclease activity
Source: RefSeq, a predicted model, not a curated record